AUGUCAGAAUUAUUGGAAACAACACGUCCUCUAUUAGUUGGCCCAGAUAUUGUCAGCCCGCCUUAUCCAAUAAAAAUGAAAGGCAAAGUGAUCCAAGGUUUUGGUCGGGGUAGUAAAGAACUCGGAAUUCCAACAGCUAACCUUCCAGAGGCUGCGACAAAUGCCUUAUGUGAAGACGUAGAAACUGGGAUUUAUUAUGGGUGGGCACAGGUUGGCGAUGAUUCAUCCGUUUAUCCAAUGGUGAUGAGUUUAGGUUGGAAUCCUUAUUAUAAAAAUGAAAAAAAAAGUGCGGAAGUUCAUAUUAUGCAUGUAUUCCCUGAAGAUUUUUACGGAGUAGAAUUGCGCGUUAUUGUACUGGGUUAUAUUCGUCCUGAACGCGACUACGAUUCAAUAGAUGCACUCAUUCAAGAUAUUAAUAUUGACAUAAAAGUAGCCCAUCUUUCUCUUGCGCGACCUUCAUACAUUACUUUUAAAAGUGACCCUUUUUUUACAAAUGAAACCAAUUAA
This is a messenger RNA of Dentiscutata erythropus, 507 nucleotides long. Lineage: Eukaryota; Fungi; Glomeromycota; Glomeromycetes; Diversisporales; Gigasporaceae. The record is from the annotation of a GenBank genome assembly.